AUGGACUCGCCCAUCUCGCCUCUUCAAACGCACGGCUGGCCCUCCGACUCGAAUCACUUCCCUCCCUCUCCACCUCCCCACCCCGACCCGCUCCCCUCGUACUGGCUCCAGAACUGGUCGUCCGUCUUGACACAUGCAGGGAUGGACGCCGAGCUGCCGCAGGAGGCGGACGUGGUCGUCAUCGGGAGCGGAUUGACCGGGACGUGUUUCGUCGACGAGCUUGUGAGGCUGCUUACGGGAGACGAGGGCGGGCGGUUCGAGGGCAGGACGGUGAAGGUGGUUGUGCUGGAGGCGAGGACGUUCUGCUCGGGAGCGACCGGUCGCAACGGCGGCCACCUAACCGCCUACCCGAUCGCCCACUUCGCCGACAUCUCUUCCGCUCACGGCAUCGACGAAGCCCGUCGCGCGAUCAGGCUCGAGGAAGGGGCGAUCAAGUGGGUUGUCGAGACUUGCGAGAGCGAGGGGUGGAGCGAGUGGGUGGAUUUGAGGAAGGAUGCGGGGACGCUCGCCAUGUUCGACAGCCCCGCCGAAAUAGCCGCCAUCGAAUCCUCCCUCGCUCUCGCCGCCAAAGCAGGUCAAGACACCUCCACAGUCCGAUGGGUCUCCUCCGCCGAAGCGCGCGAGCAGUACGGCGCCGAAACGAAGAGGGGCCUCUUCGUUCCGGGCAACACGUUGUAUCCGCUCAAGUUUGUGACGGGCUUGUUUAGGAGGGCGCAGAAGAAGGCGGAGGAGGCGGUUGUGAAGGCACAGCGGGAGGGUAGCGAGAAGCCGGUCGAGGUGGACCUUUUCACGCAUUGUCUCGUUGACAAGGUUGUUGAGGGUGCUGCUGGAGAAGGAGGCCGAGGGCGCUGGGUGGUCAAGACGGCGCGGGGUGAUAUCAAGGCAACGCACGUCGUCCACGCUACGAACGGCUACGCGUCACACGUCCUUCCUUCACUCAACGCACCCAACAGUCCACACUCUCGCAUCCUCCCAACUCGCGCCCAAAUGCUCGCGCUUCACCCGACUUCGUCCUCCUCUUCACCCAACUGGACUCCCGCCUUCUCGCCCUCCUCUCCUCCCGACCCGCCGCACUCUUCGAACCACCCGAAAGGCGUUAACGCGUAUUUCUUCCAGCGAUCGUACUCGGCUGCCGGAAGGGAGAGGGGCGAGAUCCUUCUUGGAGGCGAGAGGGAGAAGGCGGAAGGAUGGGAGUGGGGAGUCGCGGAUGAUGCGAGCGUCAAUCAAGUUGUCAGUGGGAAGCUGAAGGAGGCGAUGGGGAAGUUGUUCCCCAGCAAGUUCGGGAAGGCGAUGGAUGGGACAGAAGCGGUAAUGGAAUGGACGGGAAUCAUGGGGUACAGGUCGGAGGGCAACCCGAUGGUUGGGCCGGUCUAUAUCGACGGACAACGACAGGAGGGCCAAUGGAUCUCAGCGGGCUAUUCUGGGCACGGGAUGCCUCGCGCCCCUCUCUGCGGCCACCUCCUCGCCUCGCUCAUCCACCACUCGCUUCGCCAAACCACCUCGACCACCGCCCAACCUUUCACGCUCCCCGCCUGGUUCCCUCGCCACCUGCUCACAACUAUCGACGGGAAAGGACGAGGAGACACCCGGUUGGCGGAGGAAAGCGAGGCAGGUGCGAAGAAGAGGGAGAAGGGCUGGGUUUGGGUUCGGGGCGAGAACGGCGGGGAGAAAGGGCAGACGGGCUUGUAG
Rhodotorula toruloides NP11 is the source of this 1689-nucleotide messenger RNA. Its product is annotated as FAD dependent oxidoreductase. The transcript is spliced from 8 exons. NCBI's taxonomy places the organism in Eukaryota, Fungi, Basidiomycota, Microbotryomycetes, Sporidiobolales, Sporidiobolaceae. Gene Ontology annotation, molecular function: oxidoreductase activity. The coding region runs from base 1 to 1689 and encodes 562 amino acids. The record is from RefSeq and is a predicted model, not a curated record. Gene Ontology annotation, cellular component: cytoplasm.